Molecule: messenger RNA, 2373 nt
Organism: Podarcis muralis (Common wall lizard)
Lineage: Eukaryota; Metazoa; Chordata; Lepidosauria; Squamata; Lacertidae
Gene: RBM43
Product: RNA binding motif protein 43
Molecular function (GO): RNA binding
Source: RefSeq, a predicted model, not a curated record
UGCCAGCCCGCCUCCCAAGUUUUCAGGGAAACACUCGACAGAAACGAAAGCAAAUGUUUCAGCGUCGCAUCUUCCAGGAGGAACGCUUCGCGAGGCGAGAUCUGCGCGACUAUGGCCACCGCACAAGCUGCCAAGCCAAAAAGAACCAUUGUGGUCUGCGGUGUUCCAGAUGGCCUCCUAAGUGACGACGUCAUGGCCGACAUAUUAAUGAUUCAUUUUCAAAAGGGAAAGAAUAAGGGUGGCGAUGUGGAGGAUGUUGCCUACCCGACAUCAACAAAAGGAGUGGCAUAUGUAACGUUUGAAGAUGAACGAGAUGCAGAAAAUGUUCUCAGGAAAGGUGACCACAGCCUAGAGGACAAGAGGCUGCCUGUGGGUUAUCCCUUGAAAGUGUCGUCAUAUGGAAAAAGUAUUUUUACCUGCGUGACAUGCAUCCUCAAUUUGUCCCCAUUUGGAGAGAAAUACAACUUGGAAAGUGUGGUGCAAGACUUCAAGAAGAAGUUCCCAAAUUUGAGCUUUGGGCCAUUACAAUCUAACGGGCUAAUAAGUGUACAGGGUCCAUUUUUAGCCAUCAGUGCCCUCCAAAAGAAUAUCUUAUUAAACAUAAAGCAUUCCCUUUCAGAACAACAUGUUGCAAGAAAUCUGAAAGCAUCAGAUCACGGGCCUGGUACAAGACAGGCAAACAGUGGAUUAUCCUCAGAGUUGAAAAAUAAUUUUGUGCAAAAUGAAAUCAAGGAGGAGGGACUAACUGUUGCCCUUGACACCGAUACAUAUCUCUACAUGAUAACAUUUAGAGGCGAGUUUUACCAAAGGAUUCUAAAAGAAUGUGGUGUUACUAGUUAUGCAGCUGAAGAUGGGGAGGUCACCACCAUAUAUCUAAAGAGUGACAAAACAAAACCAGGUUCCAGAUCGUUAAGAUGUGCAAAAGAUAGGGUUGAAGGCUUGUUGGCAGAAUUAUAUGGCUUUCUGCGUAAAGAAAGAUUGUCACAUGAAAUGUCCAACAACUCUGAGAAGCGGAGACGUGAGCGUGCAUGUGAGAUGUUAAGGAGCCAGUAUCCAAACGUUCUGGUUCUACUAUACCAAACUUACAUUGAUAUUAUAGGAUCCUCCUCAGACAUUUAUGAGUUUGCAAGACAAGUAAAUAAAAUCAUGGGAAAUGUCCCCAGAGAACCUUGGAGAUAGGCAGCUGGUUAUUUUGAUCUCUUGAGGGCAGACCUAGAUUUUCUGUUCGGCACAGGAGCUGCCACCAAAAAUGGCAACCUUCUGUUGUGUUCUCUGCUUGUAACAUUUUAUGCACACUUGGUAGUGGUGUGUUGUUGUUGUAUCGUCCGUUUCCCAACCCCUGCACCACAUCAGUGGUCAACAGAAGUGGUAAAAUGGCACAGGGCAAGUGGCGAUAAGGAAAAGUGAAAACUUUACACAAGGCUUGUUUUUUGGUAGAAGUACUAUGUUGACCAUAAUGGCUAGUUCUACACUGACAAUAAAGUGAGCUGAAACAUAUUGACAGUAACAGUGAAAGGACAGCUGCUGCCUAAUGGAAAAGCUGAAAGUAGAACAGUUUAGCAGUUUGUGGGUUUUUUAGUCUAUAGAUGUGACCUUUUCAGUGUCUCCCUCAGGAUUUCAACACACUACUUAAUAGAGCGGUUUUGCUUUCUGAAAGUUUUUGUUUCCUCCUAGCCUUUUUCUCUGGUCAAAACGACCCAUCAUUCUCAGCAAGUUCCUGCUCACUUGAGAGCUUUCUUCAAUGGUCCUGUUAUAUAGAAGGUGAUGUCAUAGUUUAGUGUGGACAGCUGAAGCUGUUUUCUGUGUUUGACAAUGAGACCUGGAAACAAGAGAUUUCUUCAUGAUGUAUAUAGUUCAGUAUCACUGGAUUAAAGCUGGCUCUGUUGGUCAAUUUGUUUUACGUUAGUCCUUUUUGUGCAUCAACAAUUAAGCAAAACUGGAGCUGUAUCUCUCAUACCAUGAGUUUUACAGCGCAGGGGUGGUUAGCCCAUGGACCCCUCUCCCUUGUUGCUGAACUUGCAGCUCCUACCAUUCUGACUGUUGGCCAUGUUCACAGGUAGUGAUGGGAGUCUCAACAACAUAUGUAGCUGUCUCAGUAUCUGAUCAUUGGUUCAUGCAGGCCAGAGUUAUCAAUACUGGCAAGAGCUCUGCAGGGUUUUCAGGCAGCGGUCUCUUCCUAGCCUUUUAAAGGAAGGCUUUUGGUCUUGCCUCUUCCCUUUUCCUGACUGCUAAUCCAGAACUGAAAGAAAUGUGGAGGGACGUGCUGUUUUACUAAAGGGAUUUGCUGGGAGGUCACUUCAAGGGAGAUAGUUGAGGAGCUGGAUAUGGGUUUCCACCCAGCCGCCCUGCUUCUCGUUUAGAGUAGGUCUCCAG